GCAUGUUUCUGUGAAGGCAUGACUGUCCGCAAUAUCCUCAUGGCCAUGAGACGUCAGGGACUGGUGGGCGAGUUCCUUCUCAUCGGCAGUGAUCUGCGCUGUGUAACUAAAUCAUGGUAGCCAGCAUCAUUUUUGUUGUUGUGGCCACCAUGAUGCUCAUUAUCAUCAUCAUGCUCAUCUUACUCAUCAUCAUCUUCAUCUACACCAUCAUCAUCAUCAUCACUCUGCUGAGACUGAGUGAUGGAUGGGCGGACCGGUAUGAUGUGACAGACGGCUAUGUGAGGGAAGCGGCCGGUGGUAUAACCAUCAAGCUCCAGUCUGCUGACGUCAAAUGGUUCGAUGAUUACUACCUUAAACUUCGUCCGGACAACAAUCACAGGAACCCCUGGUUCACAGAAUUUUGGCAGCAUCGUUUCCACUGUCGACUGAAGGGCCACCCACAGGAGAGCAACAAGUACAACCGCACCUGUAGCAAGCGAGAGUCGCUUCGACAACAGUAUGCACAGGACACUAAGAUGGGGUUUGUCAUUAAUGCCAUCUACUCUAUGGCAUAUGGCCUGCAUAACAUGCAACGGGCACUCUGCCCAGACUAUCAGGGCCUGUGUGAUGCCAUGCGGCCUAUAGAUGGUGCUACACUGUUGGACUUCCUGAUGAAAACCAACUUCACAGGCGUGUCUGGGGAGGGAAUCCUCUUUGAUGAAAAUGGAGACUCACCUGGCAGGUAUGAAAUAAUGAACUUCAAGAAGAUGGGGAAGGACUACUAUGACUACAUUAAUGUGGGCAGUUGGGACAACAGAGGCUUGAAGAUAGAUGAUGAUGAAAUCUGGCCUAACAAAGACGCCAUCAUCAAGUCCGUCUGCAGUGAACCUUGUGCCAAAGGCCAGAUUAAGGUGAUCCGUAAAGGUGAGGUGAGCUGCUGCUGGACGUGUACUCCCUGUAAAGAAAAUGAGAUUGUUUUUGAUGAGUAUACCUGCCGAGCCUGUGACCUGGGCUCCUGGCCUACUGAUGACCUGACAGGCUGUGACCCAAUCCCAGUGGAGUACCUGCGGUGGGGAGACCCUGAACCCAUUGCUGCAGUGGUUUUUGCCUGCCUUGGGCUCAUGGCCACAUUCUUUGUCACUGCAGUCUUCAUCAGGUUCCGGGACACCCCAGUAGUGAAAUCUUCCAGUAGGGAGCUGUGCUACAUAAUACUGGCAGGGAUCUGCCUGGGGUACCUGUGUACAUUCAGCCUGAUAGCCAAACCCCAUGUCAUCCACUGCUACCUCCAACGACUGGGAAUCGGCCUGUCACCUGCCAUGAGUUACUCUGCGCUUGUCACCAAGACAAACCGCAUCGCACGGAUCCUGGCAGGCAGCAAGAAGAAGAUCUGUACAAAGAAGCCUCGCUUUAUGUCUGCCUGCGCUCAGCUCAUCAUUGCCUUCCUUCUCAUACUGCUACAGCUUGGUAUAAUCGUGGCUCUCUUCCUCAUGGAGCCUCCAGAGGUGAUCCAUGACUACCCCAGCAUCCGCCAGGUCAACCUCAUUUGCCACACCACUAACCUGGGCGUAGUUGCCCCACUGGGGUACAAUGGCCUGCUCAUCCUCAGCUGCACUUUCUAUGCCUUCAAGACCCGCAACGUCCCGGCUAAUUUCAAUGAGGCUAAGUACAUUGCCUUUACCAUGUACACCACCUGCAUUAUCUGGCUGGCAUUUGUACCCAUCUACUUUGGCUCCAACUACAAAAUUAUCACCAUGUGCUUCAGUGUCAGCCUCAGUGCCACUGUGGCCCUUUGCUGUAUGUUCGUACCCAAGGUGUACAUCAUUCUGGCCAAACCAGAGCGUAACGUGCGCAGUGCCUUUACCACUAGCACAGUGGUGCGCAUGCACGUGGGUGACGGCAAAUCGUCCUCAGCUGCCAGCCGUUCUUCUAGUCUGGUGAACCUGUGGAAACGCAGAGGCUCUACUGGAGAGACACUCAGCUCCAACGGGAAGUCAGUGUCUUGGGCGCAGACAGAGCGCAGCGGUUCACGUGGCAACCACCUGUGGCAGCGGCUGUCCUUCCACAUCAAAAAGAAGGAGAACAACCAGACUGCUGUCAUCAAGCCCUUCUCCAAAACCUCUGAGGAACGUUACUGCGGAGGGGGGGACCUGCCCCCACACGUCCCUCUGCCCUCCCUCCCCUCCAUGUCCUCCCUGCCCUCUCAUCAUGACACCGGCACUGACAAGACCCUGUAUGAGCUCUCUGAAGCAGAGGAGCGGUACUCCAUCACAUACCGGCCGCAGACACCCUCCCCAAUCAGCACGGUGAGCCAGAGACUAGGGGCAGGUUUAGGGGUGGAGCCACAGAUGACCGGUAUGCCGAUGUACCCAAGCAGCAUCUGCAGCGGCGGCAGCGGAAGCAGUUGUGGUCCCGCCAGCAGUGGCUCUGUCGUUACUGGGAGUGACGGUCGCUUGAUUGUUGUGGAUGAUCACCCGGGAGAGUGCCAAAGCUCACUGAUGGACCAGAUCAGUUGUGUGGUAAACCGUUUCACCGCCAAUAUCACUGAGCUCAACAGCAUGAUGCUGUCGUCCUCUCCGACGCACUCGCUCACACACAAACACACACCUCCUUCGCCGCACCCCACCGACCCGUAUCUGUUACCCCGUGAAAUCCAAAUGCCUUCAACCCUCACCACCUACGCUGACGUGCAGCCCCUCCCCCUGGUCGAGUCAAGCUUGGCAAACCGAGGUGGCUGUCUCGCUCACCCUAUCCCUCCUCAUUCACCUUACCCUCUGCCGCCUCCUCACCCCCAGACCUCCCCCUCUAUCUCCCCCAUGCGAGGAGGCCUGGUCAGCUGCCUCACCGACUCCCCACUGAGGAGGGCGGAUUUGGAAGAUGAGCUUAUUGCUUUGACUCCCCCAUCGCCCUUCCGCGACUCUCUGGCGUCCAGCAGUGGCUCACCUGUCUCAGAGACAGGUCUGUGUCUACCCCCAGUUCCUUCCCAUCCUCCCCCAUCCCCUCCUUCGCCCAGGUACAGCAGACUGACACUCAGAAACUACAGUCAGAGUUCCUCCUCGCUGUGAGGCAGAGAAGUGAAGAGAAAUACACAGGUCAGUAUGAGAAGAGAGGAUGGAUAGACUGAAAUCCAUUCGUUCCUAUAUGGAGUAAAAAAACUGUCAAAAACAGAGGACUGGUUCGUGAAGACACCAAACGGCAACAGUGUGCUGUGUUUGUGUUUACAUGUUUGCAGUGAGAUGCAAGUGUAAGGAGCUUGCCCACAUCAUAUUUUCUUAGUGCUGUCCUUCACAAGUGAGGAGAAAAGCAAAAACGGCCACUACAGCUUUCCAGUGUUUUGGUGUCUGUAAAGCCACAAAUCGUUCUCGAAGGUCUAGAGCUAUGUUUUAGGUUUGGGUAGUGGCCUUAAGGUAACACGGCUAUCAACUAAUUAGAGAUUGUGAAUGUGUGUGUGUGUGUGUGUGUGUGUGUGUGUGUGUGUGUGUGUGUGUGUGUGUGUGUGUGUGUGUGUGUGUGCGUGCGUGUGCGUGUGUGCGUGCGUGUGCGUGUGUGUGUGUGUGCGUGUUUUUGCUGUAUCUUAGUUGAGGAGAGGUAAAGCAAGAGAUGGGACUGAGGACUAAGUAAAGGCUAUCAAGGGCACAUACAUAUUUUCUCAUACACACACAGACAGUCACACACACACACACACACACACACACACACACACAAACACAUACAGUAUGUGUGAGCACACACAUAAAAGGGAUAAACUGUAAAUAUAUGAGAGGUUAUGGAUUUUUUCUUUGGUGAUAAAAUCCAACAUGCUUCUGACAAAAGUGCAUUGUGUUAACAUACCAGCCAGUAUGUUACUCUGAAGAAAUUCUCUCACAAAAGCAUCUUUUUAUUCAUUUAGCUCUCCAACAUGUUCCCUCAAUAUAGCAUUUCUUUUCCUCGGUCCCUCUUUCUCUAGCUGUUUUCUUUGAUCCUGUCAGUAUUUCAGUAUUUUCUACUCUUCCAGUUUGUUUUCUUCAGAAGUUUGAAUGUAUAUUUUCUACAUGAUUCCUGAAACAUUUGGGACCAAACCUUUUGUACCUCUCUGUCCAUGACUGGAGAAAGAGGGAGAGGAGGGAUUAACAAGACCAGGCCUUGUUUGACCAUAAACAUCUUAGUCAUUAAAUCUUUUUCAGGUCGAUUAUUGGCAGAAA
Molecule: messenger RNA, 4157 nt
Organism: Thunnus maccoyii (southern bluefin tuna)
Lineage: Eukaryota; Metazoa; Chordata; Actinopteri; Scombriformes; Scombridae
Gene: grm5b
Product: glutamate receptor, metabotropic 5b
Exons: 14
Coding region: 114-3041 (975 amino acids)
Biological process (GO): trans-synaptic signaling by endocannabinoid, modulating synaptic transmission; regulation of synaptic transmission, glutamatergic; G protein-coupled glutamate receptor signaling pathway
Cellular component (GO): postsynaptic density membrane
Molecular function (GO): G protein-coupled receptor activity involved in regulation of postsynaptic membrane potential; adenylate cyclase inhibiting G protein-coupled glutamate receptor activity
Source: RefSeq, a predicted model, not a curated record